AUGAUGUGGAAAUUACAAGUCUCGGGGAUACCUUUAUUAUCAAAUACCAAUGUAUGUUGGAGUCCAAUCACUGUGUUCCAGUCAACUAUGAAAACCCCAUUUACCAAAAUUUCACGAAGACUGUAUUAUUACUCAAAUGAACAGCUGAAUAACGUUGCCAUAAACUUUGACCACAAAGACGUCCAGCGCAAAACUAAGAAGCUAAAUUUACAGUUUGAUCCAAACUGUAAACUAUUAAAUUUACGGCAUACAUCAAAGUCAAUUCCCGCUUUGGCUUCUGAGGAUUCUACAAAUGUCAUCAAAUCAGUCGCUAAAUCCGCUUUGGCCUGCCAUCCUCGACCUAACAUAUCGCAUAUUCCGUUUGAGGUCAAACCAAAAGCUGAAACUGCAAAGAAGUCGUCGGUUCUACAACGCGCGUUACACGACGAAAGCCCCAAGUUGAAACAGCUAUGCGCUCCGUAUUUGGCACUUACAAAACCUCAACUGACAUUUCUUAUCAUGUUAUCAUCCAUUUGUUCGUAUGCUCUAGCUCCUAAUUCUACGAAUUUAUCAGAAUUUGUUUGUUUAACACUAGGGACAUUGAUGACUUCUGGAAGCGCUAAUGCUAUCAACAUGGCAAGAGAACCCGCAUUCGAUAGGCUGAUGAUAAGAACGCAAGCGCGCCCUGUCGUCAAUGGAUCUAUCACACCUAAUGAGGCCUUUACCUUUGCAUCGAUAACUGGUUUGCUUGGUUGCACAAUAUUAUUCUAUGGAGUGAAUCCAGUGGUUGCUGCACUGGGACUCACCAACAUUCUCCUUUAUUCAUGGAUAUACACUUCUUUGAAAAGGGUGUCAAUUUUGAACACCUGGGUUGGUGCAGUUGUGGGGGCCAUUCCGCCCUUAAUGGGAUGGGCCGCAUGUUCAAGUUUGAGUGAUCCAGGUGCAUGGUGUUUGGCUUUACUAUUGUACGCGUGGCAAUUUCCGCACUUUAAUUCCCUAAGUCAUAACAUUCGUGAUGAAUAUAAGCGUGCAGGAUACGUCAUGGCAGCUUACGAGAAUCCAAAGCUGAACGCUAGAGUUGCUUUGAGGUACUCAAUACUGAUGUUUUUUAUUUGUUUUGGACUAUGCUACUACAACGUCACCGAUCCACUGUUUAUGCUCGACUCUAGUGUUUUGAAUGGAUGGAUGGCAUACAUGUCUUUCAAAUUCUGGUGGCAACAACGUUUGAACUACUCGCGUAAAGUUCAGGAGACUGGUGGUCCGUCUCAGAAAGCUGUCGAUCUAGCCAACUAUUAUGCUAAGAAGACUUUUUGGAGUUCUAUAUGGCAAUUGCCUGUGGUGUUAGUCCUCGCGAUGCUUCACAAAAAAGGACAGUGGGAUAGAUUUUUUCAAGGCGAAGAAAGACAUUUAACAGCCUGA
This is a messenger RNA of Ogataea angusta, 1398 nucleotides long. RefSeq lists its product as uncharacterized. Gene Ontology annotation, molecular function: protoheme IX farnesyltransferase activity. The record is from RefSeq and is a predicted model, not a curated record. Gene Ontology annotation, biological process: heme biosynthetic process. Bases 1 to 1398 code for a protein of 465 amino acids. The transcript has a single exon. Gene Ontology annotation, cellular component: mitochondrion; mitochondrial membrane. Lineage: Eukaryota; Fungi; Ascomycota; Pichiomycetes; Pichiales; Pichiaceae.